This is a messenger RNA of Sphaerodactylus townsendi, 3976 nucleotides long. Its product is annotated as zinc finger and SCAN domain-containing protein 2-like. The transcript has 7 exons. Gene Ontology annotation, molecular function: RNA polymerase II cis-regulatory region sequence-specific DNA binding; DNA-binding transcription factor activity, RNA polymerase II-specific. Gene Ontology annotation, biological process: regulation of transcription by RNA polymerase II. The record is from RefSeq and is a predicted model, not a curated record. Bases 491 to 3559 code for a protein of 1022 amino acids. Lineage: Eukaryota; Metazoa; Chordata; Lepidosauria; Squamata; Sphaerodactylidae.
AAAGCAAAGAGCAACUUCCUGCCCCUUCUAUGGUGGGAAAGUUGCCUUUAAAUUUCCCACACGCGAUAGCAAGGCUGGACGGAUUACCAAUGAAAACCGAGGUUCCACUAUACUUGUAUUCACUGAGUGGGAAUAAAUGUGCAUAGUCGAACUGAAAAAGAUUUUUUAAUGUGCCAGCUGUAGAGAUCGCUGUAAUACUACCAAAGUUACGCACUUCGCACAUUUCUUUCUUAUCAGAUGCUUCAGCCACCUCUUACCCUUUGACCCUGUUCCUGACCCUGGUCUCCCACUCAGGAAGAAGUCGGCCUUAUGAGGAAGCCUCUUGGCUGUGGUUGUAUCAUGAUAAAGGCAGUUCCGACUUUGGGUAUCUCACCAUAGCAUCAGUUCAGCCUGUGGAUAGAGAAGAGAAAAUGUGAGGAGGCAUAGAGAUGGAUCUACAUUUAGCAUUGGUUUGGAUUGAGCACAGGAGAAAGGUGUGAAGGGGUCAGAGAUGGACCCAUCAGCAAAAACCUGUCUUGUUGCCCAAGUUGGUAGCGUCAAGGAAUUUAGGGAGGGUGUUGCCCUGGAACAAGUAAAAGAGGAACCAGGCGAAGGAAUGCUGCGGAGGUUCUUGAAGGUAGUAGAGAUCCCCGGAUCAGAAGAGGGACACUGUGGACACUCACACUGUUCUCAGUCCUCUCUUGGCGUUGGUCAACAACUUAUUGGAGAUGAGGUCCCCCAGCUCUUGUUCAGUUCCCUCAAAGAGAGUCAGCAGCCUGAAGAAACCUUGCUGGCUGAAGACAAGGUAGCCUGCAAAAAAAUUAAGGACGAGUUCUUGGCUGGAGAAGAGUAUGAGGCAGUGAUCCUCGGAGAUGAUGCGGCCGCUUGGGAUGCAGAACGCCAAAGAUUCCGGCAGCUCCGCUACCAGGAGGCUAGGGAGCCACGAGAAAUGUAUGGGGCACUCCGAGAUCUUUGCCAUGGAUGGUUGAAGCCUGAGAGGUGCACCAAGGAGCAGAUCCUGGAGCAGCUGAUCCGGGAGCAGUUCCUGGCCAUCCUGCCCCUGGAAAUGCAGAACUGGGUGAAGGCACAUUCCCCGGACACCUGUUCUCAGGCAGUGGCCCUUGUGGAGGGUUUCCUGCUCAUCCAGAAGCAAGAGGUGCCCGGGCUGCUCCAGAAGGUGGUGAGCAAUUUCCCCAAGGCAGAAGGGACUCGUUGGGACUCCAGGAAACGGCCACUGUUUCGAGAGAUCAAGCAGGAGAAUGACAGCGACCCCACCGUGCUGGCAGGUGGUGAUGAGGAGAUGUGUGGGGAAAAGGUCAACCAGGGAGGAAAUUCUGUGGAAGCCGACUCAUCCUGGAUGCUUUCAGACAAGACUGAGUUGAAUAAUUGCUUCAAGUCGGGAGAUUCCUCUGAGAACUUCCCACAAAAGCACGAGGAAGGAUUGAUUGAUUCUCAGAGGUGCCACUGGGGACUCGAUGAAGAGAUGAGCCAACCCCGAAUCUUCGUGGGUGAGCCAGAAAAGAUGUACCAGAAGUGUGAAGAAGUCUUUCACUGCUGGCCUGUGUUCUCUGAGCAUCAGCAAAGUUGUACGCAGGAGACCACGCAUGAACAUUUAGCCUGUACAAAAAGCGUUGGCCGUGGCAAUAUUCUUGUUUCUCAUGCGGGAGAGAAGCCAUACAUAUGCUCGGCUUGUGGAAAAAGCUUCAAUGACCACGCUGUCCUCGUUGCACACAAGAGAACUCGCAGUGCUGAGAACCCAUUAAAACCCCCAGACACCGGCCACCGUUUCCCUCGUGACUCAUUGCUAAUCAAGGAUAAGAGAGUGUCCCUAACAGAAAAACCAUAUAAAUGCAGCGACUGUGAGAAGUCGUUUGGAACCCGGGCAAUCCUUAUCAGCCACAAGAGGAUCCACACAGGAGAGAAACCGUACCGAUGCCCCGAGUGUGGGAAAUGCUUCAGCAUGGCUUCAGCUCUCAUCCGACAUAAGCGAACCCACACAGGGGAGAGGCCGUACAAAUGUUUGGAAUGUGAGAGGUGUUUUGGGGACCGAUCUGGCUUCAACACACAUGCGUGCACCCACAUGGGAGAGAAACUCUAUCAGUGCCUGGACUGCGGGAAAAGCUUUGGGCGACAAGCACAUCUGGCCGACCACGAGAGGACCCACACAGGCGAGAAGCCCUAUCGGUGCCCAGAUUGUGAGAAGUGCUUCAGCAGCCUGUCAAUCCUCAUUAUGCAUAAGAGAACCCACACGGAUUCUAGCAAUCUGGCCCAGCCCCCCCGGGCAGAGAGGAUGGCCCGUCCUCUGCCAAACCGUUGCAGAGAAACACAACCGACGGACCACGAGGACAGAGUCGAGUGUGUGAAAGUGAAGGAGGAGAUCCUGGACGAAGAGGCCACCAGCUCGGAGGCGCAACGCCAGCACUUCCGCCAGUUCUGCUACCAAGAGGCCGAGGGACCUCGAGAGGUUUGCAACCAGCUCUGGGAACUCUGCCACCUAUGGCUGAAGCCCGAGAGACACACCAAGGAGCAGAUGCUUGAACUGGUGGUCCUGGAGCAGUUCUUGGCCAUCCUGCCGCCGGAGAUCCAGGGCUGGCUCCGAGACAUCGACCCUGAGAACUGUUCCCAGGCAGUCGCCCUGGUAGAAGAGUUUGUGCUGAGGCGGCAGGAGGAGGAGGAGGAGAGGCUGGGUGGACAGGUGCUGGGGCCAUUCAAAGAGGAAGCGGAUGAUUUCCCUGAGACGGAGGAGGUGCCAUCCGACACCUGGCAGAAGGUGAUUUUGGGGGAGAUCAAGCAGGAAGAUGACGGAGACACGGCAUCUCUAGGUGAGGAAAGAGCAUACGGGGAGGAGCCAGAAAAUCCAGGAGAAUUUGGACUCCAAGGGACGUUGUUGGGAAGAGCAGGGAAGAACAGUUCCCAUAAUCUUCAUUCGGGGGAAGCCUCCAAGACCCAGCAGGGAAACUGUUCGGAGGAAGAAAAAACUGUUUGUGCCCCGCAAGGUUACCAGCAAGCCAAAGGGGUAACGGUCCAGCCAAGAAUCCAAGACGAGCGGUUGAAAAAAUGCCCCGAAUGCGGGAAAGGCUUUGUAUGGCGGUCUGAGCUCAUCGAGCACCAGAGAUCCCACACAGGAGAGAGACCCUAUUCGUGCUCGUACUGCGGGAAGAGCUUCAGCCGCAAAUCGUACAUCAUUAAGCACGAGCGGAUCCACACAGGGGAGAAGCCCUACAUAUGUUCCCAUUGCGGGAAAGGCUUCAUUUCGAAGUCGGACCUCAUUAAACACGAGCGGACCCACACAGGGGAGAAGCCGUACAUCUGCCCGGACUGUGGGCGGAGCUUCAGCAGGAAGCAGUUCCUGGUGACCCACCGGCGGACACACACGGGCGAGAAACCGUACAAGUGCUCUGAAUGCGGGAAGAGCUUCAGCCAGCGGACAUGCCUGGUCAUUCACGAGCGAGCCCACACCGGAGAGAAGCCCUUCCAGUGCCUGGUUUGCAAGAAAAGCUUUGGCAGGAGGGACAUCCUAGUGACCCACCAAAAGCUGCACACCAGAGAGAAGGCUUUCCAGUGCUCGACCUGGCUUUGAAAAGGUGGUGGAACUGCAGGGCUCUCCGUUUUUGUGUUUGCAGUGGUAUAUAUAGGGAUGAACGAACGAACGAACGAACGAACAAACGAACAAACGAACGAAGCCUGUGCGGUAAAAACCGUGGACAUAAAGACUGAAAGUGGAAGACUUAAAGUGUCAGGCCCGAAGUGCGUGCCUGAAUGGACAUGAAAAAGCCCCAAAUCACAAGUUUGCUGCACGCAUUGCUUUUUAAAUGGAACCCCAAACAUGCAUUGAGGAGUGAAGUUAACCAUGGUAUCGUAGAUAUAAUUUGCAUCGAAGAACCAAGUUUGGCAACAUAUAACCUGGAUAGCUUUAAAAAGGGCUUGGGCAGAUUUAUGGAGGAGAAGUCGAUCUAUGGCUACCAAUCUUGAUCCUCUUUGAUCUGAGAUUGCCAAA